AUGGCGGAUGGAGAUGAAAUUCCUAUCAGAAUCACCAAUGUAGAAUUGGCUAAAAUAGUCAAAGAGCAAAUGGCAGAGAGUAGGGCUGUCAGAGAGGAGAAUAGAGCAAUGAAGAGAGAGUUAGAUAAGUUGAAAGGCCAAAUGAGGAGAGGAGGCCAAGAAGAGUUAGAAGAAGAAGAAGAAGAGCAAGAUCCAGCCGGUCAAGCCAAUAUGCCGAAGGAUCAAAGGGCAAAGCUUGCAGCCCUAGAGAAGGUAGGAGUAAAGGAUAGGAAUGAUAUUCCUUUGUUCCAUGGCAAAUUGGAACCGGAAGAAUGCAUGGAUUGGAUAGAAGCUUUGGAGAAUUAUUUUGAGUGUGAGGUAGUACUUCCAAGCCAAAGGGUGAAGUUGGCAAAGUCAAAAUUGAAGGGGCCAGCCCUUAGUUGGUGGAAUUUUCUACAAAAUGAGAGAUUGGAAGAGGGAAAGGAGGUCAUUUCCACUUGGACCAGAAUGAAGGCAGAAUUGAAAAGACAGUUUGUACCGGAUGAUUAUGAAGUGACCCUUCAUAAGAAGCUUCAAAAUUUGAAGCAAAAAGAUCUUGAUGUGAGUACCUAUACUCAAGAAUUUCACAAUUUGACCUUGAAGGCCAAAAUGUUUGAAACUGAAAAACAAAAACUUGCAAGGUAUAUCAAUGGAUUGAAAUAUAGCAUCCAAGAUGAAUUAACAUUGGUUAAUGUGGAAUCAGUCCACAAAUGUUUUCAGCUUGCCCUCAAGAUUGAGGAAAAACAAAAAAGAAGAGGAGAACAAAGUAAGGGAAGAGGAAACUCAUUCCAUGGAAGAGGUAGGUUCAAUGGGAGAGGAACUUUUCCUAAGUCCCAAGGUGAAAGCAGCAAUCAAAGUGCUGAUAAUGAUGCUGGUGGCAGAGGUUCAUUCAAAGGAAGAGGGUCAAAUAAUGGUAGGGGCAGAUCAAGAGGAAGAGGCCCUAAUGUGUUCACCGGAAGGUGCUUCUCAUGUAACCAAGUUGGGCAUCAAUCUUUCAGAUGUCCACAAAAGAGUGACACCAGCAAUCAAGGAUAUAGAAGGGUACAAUUGAUUCAAGAAGAGGAUUGCCAAAGCAAUUCAUCAUACCAUACAGCUUUAUCCAAGCAUGCUGAUCCAGUGCAAGGAGAAACUCUUAUGUUCAAUAGAUCACUGUUGGUACCACUCAAUAAGGAGCCAGCACAAAGGAAAUCUCUAUUCUGGACUACUUGCAAAGCAAAAGGUAAAGUUUGUAAGGUAAUUGUUGAUUCCGGCUCUACUAAAAAUCUAGUUUCUUCGGAAAUGGUAACCAAGUUAAAUUUGAAAAGGUUUCCACAUCCUACUCCCUAUAAAGUUUCUUGGUUGAAUAAGGAGCAACAAACUAUUGUGAAUGAACAAUGCUUGGUAGAAUUUGAAAUUGGUGAUUAUAAAGAUAAAGUUUUAUGUGAAAUAGUUGCAAUGGAUGCAUGCCAUCUUCUUUUAGGAAGACCAUGGAAAUAUGAUACUAAUGCCCAGCAUGAUGGGAAAACCAAUGUGUUCAAUAUAACUAAAGAUGGAGAAAAUUUUAUAAUGACACCUUUACCGGAUAUUGCAAAUAAUUCAAUCUUGCAAAGUAGUGUUAUGGUUGUCAAAGAAAAAGAGUUUUUAGAAGGUCUUAAGGAAGAGAAUCCUCCAUGCUUUGCUGUUGUAAUCAGACCUAAGGAAACUAAUUGUGAGGGCAGGGAAUUGAAUUUAGAAGCCAAGGAAAGUACUUGUCCUAAGGUUGUAUUUGAUUUGCUGAAUAAGUAUGAUGGUAUUGUUGCUGAUAGUGCUCAUGAGUCUCUUCCACCAAAGAGGUCAAUCAGCCAUUGUAUUGAUUUGAUUCCGGGUGCUACAUUACCAAAUAAAGCAGCCUAUAAACUAACUCCUGAACAAAAUGCUGAAGUUGCACGACAAAUCCAAGGAUUGUUAGAAAAGGGUUACAUACAGAAAAGUAUUAGCCCAUGUGCUGUCCCAGUAGUCCUUUCUCCUAAGAAAGAAGUUAUGCCCUUUGGUUUAUCUAAUGCUCCUAGUACUUUCAUGCAUUUAAUGAAUGAAGUGCUGAAACCUUUUCUUCAUCAAUUUGUUGUUGUAUAUUUGGAUGAUAUUCUGAUUUUUAGUGGCAGCAAAGAGGAGCAUUUACAGCAUUUGGAUCAGGUCUUGAGGAAGCUUCAUGAAGAAGGCUUGAGGAUAAACUUAGAGAAGUGUUCCUUCAUGCAAGAAGAACUUGUGUUCUUGGGUUUUGUAAUUUCAAAAGGCAGUCUGAAAAUGGAUCCUUCAAAGGUAGAAGCCAUCCUAAAUUGGCCAGCACCUACUACAGCCACGGAGGUAAAAAGUUUUCAUGGUUUAUGCAGCUUCUAUAGAAAGUUUAUUAGAAACUUUAGUGGUAUUUGUGCUCCACUUAUUGAUACUAUUAAAGGUGGCAGAAAAUGUGUUUUCCAAUGGACUAAAGAGGCCAAUGAAUCUUUUGAAUUGCUGAAAAAGAAAAUAUCAGAACAGCCAGUACUUGUUUUACCGGAUUUUUAUAAGGUUUUUGUUGUUGAAUGUGACGCUAGCAAUAAGGCUAUUGGUGGGGUUCUUAGUCAAGAUGGUAGACCCGUAGCCUUCUUUAGUGAGAAAUUAAAUGAAGCAAAACAAAAAUAUUCUACUUAUGAUCUUGAACUUUAUGCUGUGGUUCAGUCGUUAAGAAAAUGGAGGCAUUAUCUUUUACCAAAAGAGUUCAUUGUUUUUACGGAUAGCCAUGCACUUAGUUUUCUGAAUAGACAAGAGAAACUUAACCAUAGACAUGUCAAGUGGAUGGAGUUUUUGCAGGCCUAUACUUUCAGUAUUAAACAUAAGAAAGGGGUUACUAAUAAGGUGGCGGAUGCUUUGAGUAGAAGGACACUUACCAUUCGCAAUUGGAAAGUGCUGGUUUAG
Messenger RNA from Cryptomeria japonica (Japanese cedar), 2928 nucleotides. RefSeq lists its product as uncharacterized. Lineage: Eukaryota; Viridiplantae; Streptophyta; Pinopsida; Cupressales; Cupressaceae. Gene Ontology annotation, biological process: proteolysis. The coding region runs from base 1 to 2928 and encodes 975 amino acids. Gene Ontology annotation, molecular function: zinc ion binding; aspartic-type endopeptidase activity; nucleic acid binding. The record is from RefSeq and is a predicted model, not a curated record. The transcript is spliced from 2 exons.